Cuscuta epithymum is the source of this 2467-nucleotide messenger RNA. The record is from the annotation of a GenBank genome assembly. Lineage: Eukaryota; Viridiplantae; Streptophyta; Magnoliopsida; Solanales; Convolvulaceae.
UGUAGUUACGACAAAGUAGACGGUGCGUGCUGCAAUUUCUUUAUAUCCUGCCACGGCCUGUGUAUACAGCUUAAAAACCCUAGAUUCGACCAAAAUAAUUUAGCACAAGAGAAGUUCUUUCAAAUCCGAUUCCCCUCUGAAAGCAACGGAAUCUCAGGUAAUAUAUUCAGAUCUUCUCCAAUUUACGGAGUUUUUGAAUUCCGAAAUAGGUGAAGGCGCGAAUCUGCGUAUAGGGUUUGUGGAAAUUGAACCCUAGCUGUUCUGAGAGAAGUUACAGUUGACCCAUUAAUGUGCGUGUGAAUUUUUUCUUAGUUAAUUGGAUACGCUUUUGCAUUUGCGGGAUCAAGUUAGUUUCUACUAAAAUAUUUAGCAACCAAAGCUCAAAUAAUUUUAAAGGGUUGUGAUUUUAUACAAGUGUUAUGAAGUGCCUUUCUUUUAAACUCCGAGUAUACAAGUGACAUGUAAAAUCUUAACUUGAGCGUUACUUUGAUGUGAACUGCUCAUGCAGUCUUUGAGAAAGUGUCUUUUGAGCUUGCAACACAAAGGCUGCUACUUUUAGAUGAUUUUGUACCAAUUCAGCGCACUAUAAGCAUCUUUCUCUUAGUAUCUACACUUCGAACUGCCUUUUUUGGGUGUGUGGAUGAUUGUGUGUGUUUUCCAGACACUCUUCUCUUUCUGGUGUUCUGUUACACGUUAUUCACUGCUAUUUUUAAAGUUUUAACCUAUAUAACAUUGAAGAUAAUCCAGGGGGCUCUUCAAUACUUUGGUAGCUUUCCAGCAUUGGGUUUCAUAUGUUUUAUGACAACACGUUCUAAUCAUUUUUGAAUUUAGAGGUGAAUAUGAGUUCUCUAAUACAUGUGUCUGAAUAUUGGUGAUGAAAAAGCUAUGACAACAUUGUACAUACUCAUUAAAUUUCGUAGGCAAUUUUAUUUUAUUUUUUACUAUAUAAUAUCUCUAACUUACUUUACACUACUAUGCAAAAGGAAAAUGCACUUUCAUUCAUGGAGAUGUUACUUGAAAUCAUGACACAGAUGCUUUGUUUAUGAUAGAUUUCAAGCGCUUGGACUCAAUUGAGCUUUGGAAUCAUACAUUUUGAUUUGUAUGCGGGGAGUGGGAGAUUCCAGGGUGGAAUUGUGGUUUAUUUGUAAAUACUGAGAGUGAUUUUCCCCAUAGUUAACGAUGAGUAGCCGUAUUUCUCGUUCAAUCUAUGUGGGAAACCUUCCUGCAGAUAUCAAAGAACACGAAAUUGAAGACUUGUUCCAUAAGUAUGGGCGUAUUCUCGAUGUUGAACUGAAGAUUCCGCCUCGCCCGCCAUGCUAUUGUUUUGUUGAGUUUGAGAGUCCUCGACAAGCCGAAACAGCUAUCAGAGGCCGAGAUGGCUACAACUUUGAUGGGUGUCGAUUGAGGGUUGAGCUUGCUCAUGGUGGAAGAAGCCUCUCGUCUUCAAGUGAUCGUCGUUAUGGGUAUAACGAUCGGGGCAGUGGUGGUGGUGGUGGAGGAGGAGGAGGAGGGCGACAUGGCACUUCUCGCCAUUCUGAGUAUCGGGUUAUUGUCCGGAGUCUUCCAGAUUCAGCUUCCUGGCAGGAUUUGAAAGACCAUAUGCGAAAAGCAGGUGAUGUGUGCUUUGCCGAGGUUUACAAUGAGCGUGAAGGAACAUACGGCCUGGUUGAUUAUACAAAUUAUGAGGAUAUGAAAUAUGCUAUUCGGAAACUUGAUGAUACAGAGUUCAAAAAUCCAUGGGCCAGGACUUAUAUCCGGGUGAGAGAAUACAAGCGACAUUUGUCAAGAAGCUAUAGCCGUAGCCGUAGCCGUAGCCGGAGUUUGAGCAGGAGUAGAAGCAGAAGCCCAAGGAGAAAGAGGAGCAGAUCAGAUGAUAAAUCAAUUUCCAGAUCGCCACCCCCACGCUCUACAUCUGCAUCGCCCGUCAAGCCAUUGCGUCCCAUAUCAAGGUCAAGGUCAAGGUCAAGAUCAAGGUCAGGGUCUAGACCUAGAUCAUUGUCGGCUUCUCCACGUCAGGCUAAUGCAAACAGUGGGUGAUUUGUGAUGCACAAGGUUUAGCUCGAGUCAACUUCUUUGAGGGUAGGAUUUGCAGGGCUUUUGCCCUUCAUGAUUGUCUUGUCUGGGGCUGAGUCAUAAACUGAACCAUUGUUUGAAAUUUAAGCUACUGAAGUUGAGGUCAUUUCUGUCAAACUCGUUAGUUGUGUUGACAUUUUGUGUCUGAUUUUGGAAGACUAGGAAUGAUGAACCAAUUCUUACGCUUCUAGUUUCACUGGUUUGUAAUGAUUAUGCCCUGGUGUGUCUGUUUGUUUUUUGUACUACUUAACCCCCCAUUAAUCUGCAUUAGGAACUUAUGAAACUAUGGUCUUCAACUUUUAUAUGCAACGAGCUGCUUGUAUGCUUAGGUCGACAAUGCCAAAUCUGCGUCAUGUACAAUCUCUGAGCGACUCAUAUUUAUACUUCAUUAGGG